Fonticula alba is the source of this 1391-nucleotide messenger RNA. RefSeq lists its product as hypothetical. Gene Ontology annotation, molecular function: tRNA-intron lyase activity; nucleic acid binding. Gene Ontology annotation, biological process: tRNA-type intron splice site recognition and cleavage; tRNA splicing, via endonucleolytic cleavage and ligation. The record is from RefSeq and is a predicted model, not a curated record. The transcript is spliced from 3 exons. Lineage: Eukaryota; Rotosphaerida; Fonticulaceae. The coding region runs from base 224 to 1363 and encodes 379 amino acids. Gene Ontology annotation, cellular component: tRNA-intron endonuclease complex.
AACACCCGCCCGCGCGCUCUGCUCCUCCCGGCCACACGCACCUGCUCCGCCCCUGUCCCUCGUUCUUUCCUUCGCCCCUCCGCACUGCCUGCGUCCCUCGGCGCCUCCCUCUCUCCCGCGUCUUUCCCUUCCCGAAACGCCCACUCGCUGGGAGCCCGCUGGUCCUUCCUGCUUGUCUCGUGGCAAGUCGCCCCGCCGGUGCAGCCCCUCCCUCUGGCCCUCCAUGGAGGACGUCGAUCUUCUCCGGCAGCCACAGCCGAAGCGCCGGCGGCGCACUGCCGCCGGCACGGCCGGCGACCCAGCCCUCGAGGUGAUGCCCUGUGAUCUGGGCCUCGAUUGCCACUGUCUAGAUCGGCCUCUGGUUGCCCACUGGGAUCCGACACAUCGGCAAAUUGACCUCGUUGAGCCGCCCGAGCGCUCGCGACACCUCCUCUCUCACGGAUAUUUUGGGAUAUCGGUGCACUGGCUGCAGCAGCGCAGCCGACAGCGCAAGCGCUUUCGCCAGGCACACUCCGGCGUGGACGCCCCGAAUGCCCCGGCCGCUUUCGCUGGACCGCCGCGUCUGUCCACAUCCACACUCGGGUCGGACAUUGUCCUCUCCCUGGAGGAGGCUCUCUACUUGUGCCACGUGCUGGAAGUUCUCACCAUUUUCCGGCGCCCAACCGCCAAUCCCGGACCCGAAGCCAUUGGAGCACUGCUGCGCAGCCCGCCGGUCGAUGACAAGGGGCCAGCCACUGUGGCGGCCGGUGCUCACGCCUCCGGGCCAAUGUCCGCGUCGGAACUCUUUGCCGAGAUCUGUCUCUCGGUCCCGAGCUUCGGCCCGCGGUACGCCUUCUACGUGUAUGCCCGUGGCCGAGGCUGGACCCCGAAGGAUGGUCUGAAGUAUGGAGUGGACUUCUUGCUCUACCUCCAAUCGCCGGCACUUUUCCAUGCCACCUUCUCGGUGCUGGUCACGCCGGUCUGGAACGCCACCGAUCCAUCGGCCAUCACCUCUGGCUGUCCCGGGGUCUCGACACAUGGAGCCCAGGGCUCACCUGACUGGCGAACUGUUGCCCGGCUGGUGCGCAUCAGCAACCAAGUGUCCAAGGACUUCUCCGUUGCUUUCGUGCACUCGGACCAGCCGGCCGGAGCCGUGGAGCAUCAGCGCUCUCAAGCGCUGGACGACUUCCUGGCCGGGGCACAUGUUCAAUGGGUUCCCCUCCGGCGCUGGGUGCCCGAGCGAACACGUACAAAUGCGGCCGAGCGCGACGCCGAACUGCGCCAAGUCCAAGCCCGCCAGCGCAAGGGGCCACCUCCUGUAUCGACAGACCGCCCUCCAGCCGGACCGCCGCCAUCACCGCCAUCGCCACCGGCACCCGGGUAGCGCCGCAAAUACAUUCCCCUCUGUUCCC